Molecule: messenger RNA, 1431 nt
Organism: Prunus dulcis (almond)
Lineage: Eukaryota; Viridiplantae; Streptophyta; Magnoliopsida; Rosales; Rosaceae
Product: subtilisin-like protease SBT1.2
Exons: 1
Coding region: 107-1255 (382 amino acids)
Biological process (GO): proteolysis
Molecular function (GO): serine-type endopeptidase activity
Source: RefSeq, a predicted model, not a curated record
UGGAAAUGGGGAUAAAUUUGAUGGGGAGUCAAUUUUUCAGCCUAACUCUACUAAAGGGUUAAACUCCAAAUUGUUGCCUUUGGUUCAACCAGGCAUUAAUGGUCAGAUGCUUUCUCAAAACUGUAACAAUGGGUCACUGAAAGAUAUUAAUGUGGAAGGAAAAGUAGUUUUCUGUAAGAGAGGUAUGGAAAUAAGUAGACUGGAUCAAGGAAAAGUAGUGAAAGCUGCAGGUGGAGCCGCCAUGCUUCUUGUGAACCAAGAACAGGAGGGCUUUACCACCUACACUGACCCCCAUGUUCUUCCUGCAUCCCAUUUGAGUUAUGUUGCAGGCCUGAACAUCAAGCACUAUAUAAACAAAACCUCUAAAUCGAUAGCCACAGUCAAAUUCAAAGGAACUGUAAUUGGAAACUCAUCUGCUCCCAUGGUGGCUUCCUUCUGCUCUAGGGGACCAAGCUCCAUAUGUCCCGGGAUUUUGAAGCCUGACAUUAUUGGACCGGGAGUGCCCAUUCUAGCAGCCUCACCUUUCCCUAUUGACAAGAGGAAGUCGAAUUCGAAAUCAAACUUCAAUGUGAUGUCAGGUACCUCAAUGUCAUGUCCUCACCUGAGUGGCAUUGCAGCUUUGCUAAAGAGUUCCCACCCUGACUGGUCACCUGCUGCUAUUAAGUGUGCAAUCAUGACUACAGCUGAGGUUGUAAACCAGAAAGGCCAGCCAAUCACUGAUGAAACACUCCAGCCAGCCAGUGUCUUUGCCAUUGGCGCAGCCCAUCCAAACUCAUCAAGGGCAAAUGAUCCGGGUCUCGUCUAUGACAUCAAACCCCUUGAUUACAUACCUUACUUGUGCGGUAAGAAUUACACUGACAGACAUGUUGGGGUUCUGUUGCAAGGCAAGGUGAACUGCUCUUUGGAAAAACCCAUAUCUGAAGCUCAACUAAAUUAUCCUUCAUUUUCCAUUGUAUUGGGGCUCACUCCUCAGACUUAUACAAGAGAGGUAACAAACUUUGGCAAGGCCGAUUCUUCAGACACUGUGAAGGUUGCUCCACCCCAAGGAAUCAGUGUCAGCAUCAAGCCUAAACUUAUUACAUUCUCAGAGAUGAAUCAGAAGGCAAAAUAUGCGGUUACUUUUAGACGAAGCAAGGAUGAAGGAAAAUCAGAUAAAACUGCACUAGUUGUUCAGUAUGCUGAGGGAUCUCUGACAUGGGUUUCUGAUCAAUAUUCAGUUAGGAGCCCAAUAGCUAUCAAAUUACCAUUAGAAUGAAGGAAUUGCUAGAACCUGAUGGAACCAUGGAAAGUUCCCUUUAUCUCUUGUACUAGUCUAGUUGGUUUUGUCACCCUCAAUAUCUAUCUUAUAGCAUUUUACUAUCAAUCUGUAUUUCUUUUUUCCUUGCAACGAACCUCCUCUAUUUAUCUGAAUAAAAGAAAAAGUUUACUGAA